Molecule: messenger RNA, 6888 nt
Organism: Cinara cedri
Lineage: Eukaryota; Metazoa; Arthropoda; Insecta; Hemiptera; Aphididae
Source: the annotation of a GenBank genome assembly
UUAAUUCAAAAUUUUGUUUUAGGGUUCACGGUAAUAACGUGUUGUUAGUUAGUUGUAAUUUAAUGUUAUAGGUUUUAAUUGUGUUAAGUAUUUAUUUUAAUAAUUUACCCUUUUAUAUUUUAACAAUGUUACCUGUUUCUAAAACUUUUUUACCUUUAAACACCCACGGAGGAAGUAAUAAAAUACCAAUAAUUGGAUGUAAGUAAAAAAAUCAGUAGUAUCAUUGAGUAUAAAUACUCAAUAGUAGUAUUCUUUAAACUUAAUAAUAUUAUAUCCAUAAUAAUUAUGUAUGAUUUUUAGUUGGCACUUACACAAUUUAUGACAGAAAAAAUAUACUAGAUGUUUUGGAUGUGGCUCUUGGUGCUGGAUAUCGGCUAAUAGGUAAAUAUUUAUUAAAUUAGGUAAAACGUAAAAGUAAAGAUCAUUUUUUUAAAAAAUAUUUUUACUACCUAGCCUACUUUUUCUUAUAGAUAUUAUGCUCAUAUGUUGUAAAAAAUCUACUUAACCCAGGAUUAUUCUUUUAUUCAUUUCACACGAUUGCUUGUUUGUUAUAUUUUUACUAACAAUUUAUCAAUUUACUUAAUUUCACAGAAUUAUGAAUUUGUAUGCAAUUUCUAUUUAUUGAAUUACAAAAUUACUUCAUAUGUAAGAUAGUUUUGAUUCACCCUUCCCACUACAAAAAUACUGUACUGUUCAACUGUAAAAUACCAUUCAAUGUUAGAUUUUUCUAACGGUUUGAGUAGUAGAAUAAAUAAACAAUGGUACCAAUAUUUGUUUCAGUUUAAGUAACAAUCUGUCUAUAAUUUUUAAUUCAAUAGUUUAGAGAUGUAUUUUUUUGUUUUGAAAAUGUUUUACUGUAGAUAAUGCUAAAUGAUUUUCAUAUGAUUAGAUAUUUUCUACUCUAUUAGUUUUUAGAAAUUAAAAUUUUUGUUAUUAGUCAAUAUUAUAAUUAUAAUAUAUUGUUCUAACAUAGUAUUAUUUUCAGACACAGCAGCAGUAUAUCGUAAUGAAGAGUACAUCAAGGAAGCACUUGCAGUUCUGUUGCCGAAAUAUCAUCUAAAACGUGAAGAUUUGUUUAUUACAUCAAAAUUAGGUAUAAUUUUCAGUUCUUCAAUAAACCUAAGAUUUGCUGGUAGAAGCAAUGCCUAAUAAGCUUAAGCACAAAUUUAAUGUACAAAUCUAAGCAUAAUGCAUUCUUACUUAAACGGUAAAAACCAAAACUAGUUUGGUAAUUAUUUGAAUAAAACAAUAAAUAAAUAUACACUAAUUAAUUAUUAUAAUAAUUCCAUUUUUUAUAUUAUUAUUACGACUUAAAUUAAUUUUUAUUAAUUGUUUUAUAGCACCCAGAGAUUAUGGGGAUGAGAAACAGGUAACAGCUGCUGUACAGAGUUCAUUAGACAAUCUAGGUACCAACUAUCUGGAUUUAUAUUUAAUACAUUGGCCUGGUGCUAGUCAUAUUGAUGCAAAGAGUCCUGAGAAUUCUAAACUUCGUAAUUUGGCAUGGAAGGCUCUUAUGAAGUUGCAUGACAAUGGAAAAGGUCCACUAAAAAAUAUUGGAGUAUCUAAUUACACAGCCAGACAUUUAAAAGAAAUGCUUGCUGAUCCAUUUAAUAUUGUUCCUGCUGUAAAUCAGGUACCUAAUAGUAUUAAAAAAAAAAAUUGUUAAAUUUCACUUAAAAAGUAUGUGAUACUAAUGCGUAAUAUAAAAUAAUUUCUAAUAUUUUUUAAACAUAUUUACUAUAUGUAGAUUGAAUUUCAUCCAUAUUUCCAACAAUCAUCAGAGUUUCAUGAUAUUUGUCAGAAAGCCCAAAUAGUUCUACAGGCAUAUUGUUCUUUGGGUGGAUUUGCUGGAAAAAGAUUAUUGCUUAAUGAUAAAGUCAUUAAACGUAUUGCUAAGAAACAUUCCAUAUACCCUGCCCAAGUCUUAUUGAGGUGGGCUAUUCAGAGAAAUUAUGGUAAGAUUGAUAUACCUAUUCAAUUAUCAUGGUAAUUUUAUAUUUAACAUAAAUUUAAACACAAAAUGUUUUUCAUAAAUUUUAUAUUGGACAUGAUACUUUUUAGCAAGUUUGUAUUAUUUUUAUGAAUAAUAUAUGUUUAAAUUUCUUUCGUGUAGCUAGGUGGGUAUGAGCUGAGUUUUUAUUUUGAUUUAUUGAGAUGAUUCAUUGCCAGUAUCCUCCUACGACUGUCAACAUAGCAAAUUGUUGUUUAGUAGGUACAAUUUUGUACUGUUAUUUUUAAUAUUAGAGCAUAUUGAUUUUUUUGUUAUUUUAAUUUUUAAGCGAAAUAUAAUCGUUUUUAAAUUGUGAUAUUUUAAUGUUUAUAUCUCGCUUAAAAAUUCAAAUAAACAACUCGACAAUAUGGCAUUGAUAGUGUUUUUAUUAUUAACUUUAAUAAUAAGCCAAUUCACUCUAAUCUGAGAAAUAACAGUACAGAGUUUUCUUUGCUGAAUGAACAUUUGCUAUGUAGCGCGGUUAUAUGAUUGUGACAACACUUACGAAUGUGGUGUUCUCUUGAGAAGGCACCCUAAUAAGAUUUGCCGUUUUUCUCUAUCUAAUAGGCAGUAUAAUAAAAAUGUGUUUUUGUUAUUCCAAUAAUACUCAGGAUGCAAUACGCUCUAUUAGUGGUGAUAAGAAUAAAUGUCAUCAGAAAUGGUAUUUGGUUCCAAACAAAUAUAUUUUAACACUUAAUUUAAUGGGAAAAAUUUAAUAUUUAAUAUUUUAUUUAUUCCAAUUAGAAUCUUACAAUGUUAUACUUCGAAUAGUUAAAAAUUGAAUUAAGAUACUAUGCUUUAUCACUUGAUUGAACCCAUAAUGCUUGAAUUUAUUUAACUGUAAAAUUUACUGUAACUGUUGAAGAAAUCUAAACAGAAACUCGAAUUUGUAAUAGUUUUGAUUUUUCUUGCCGUAGAUAGUUUUUACUUUUGAUAAUGGCUGGAAAUCAUUUGUUAUCCAUUGGUUUACCUUUUAGUUUUUUCAUAGACAAUAUAACAAUUAAAAUAAGUACUUUCCAAUUAUUACAGUGUUCAUAGCUACUAUAAGUAUCCCUUUGCUCAAAGGGAUUAAUGCCCAUUAAUAGACAAAUGUAAUACACCUGUAAAAACCUUAGUACAGACAAUGAUCACUCAACAAUUUGAACAUUUUUUAAACGCAUUAGGAAGGCAGGUUUUAUAUUUAUGUCUAGAUGGUAUUUUAUUCAUAAAUUUACUAAAAAGUAUACUGUGUAAAAUAUUUAUAAAAAUUAUUGUUAUAUUACUUAUAGUAGUUGCAUUACAUAUGAACCUAGCAGAUAAGUGUAUAUGAGGAAAAUUGUGUCUUAGUUUUAUUAAUGUUAGGAGUAAUUAGCCCGUUUAUUUAUACUAUCUACUUUCCAAUUCAAAUAAUAAUGGAUCUUAUAAUUUUUAAAUAAAUUAAAUAGGGCCAGUAAUAUUUUAUUAGAAGGUAAUCCUGUGUAAAACUUAACAAGUUCCUUUUUUUAACUCUUGUUUACAUAUUAAAAGUAACACUUAAACUGUUAAUUUGUAGUUGUAAUUUUUGGUUUUUUUUUCUGAGAGAAUAGUUUUCAAGUUUAAUAUUUGCUGGUUUAAAUUAAAUUGAAUUUAAUUUAAUAUUCGUUUUUCAUUGGACUUUGUAGGGAAUCUAAACAACUUGCAAAUGUAUCUGUUUUUUUUUUUUUUAUGAGAAUAGCUAACUGCCCAACAAUAAACCAUCAUAAUAUUGUAAAAUUACUAUUUAUAAAACACUGACUAAGAAUUAAUGAUAGAAGUAAAUGGUAAAUCCAUAGAAAUAUCCAAUAUAAUAAUAAGUAGGUACUAAAAUGUAAAAAAAAUGGGAACAGAACACUAUUUCUGUCAAUGUUUUUUCACCAGUUAAAGGUAAACAAACUCAGAUAUUAUGGUUUUAAAUAGUAAAACGUGGUAUCAAUUUUUAGAUUAAAAAUAAGAUUUGACCUAUUCAAUGUUAAAAUAUGUUUGUUUGGAACCAAACGUAAUUUAUAAUAACGUUAUUAUUAUCACACUAAUAGUAUGUAUAGACCUAAAAAUAAAUGAUUAUUUAUUUCCUAGAUAAUCAUCUACUUAUUUAACUACAUAUUUAAAAGUAAAAAAAACUAUUUUUAAAAUUUUCAUCUUAAAAGAAAAUUGUAUAGCGAAUAUAUCAAAAUACAAAUGGAUAUAUUUCAUACGAUGGGUGGGCCAUUGUUGUAGCUGAGGAGUUAGUCAGUUAUAGGAGAAAUUUUAUUUAUAUUUGUAUGUAAAGAUUAAUCAUUGCUUAUGAAUCAUUACUAAACGAUUCUGAGUGGAGAUCGGUUUUUUAUGUUUUGAAAAUAAUAAAUUUCAUAAAUUUUCCUAGGUUUCCCAAUUUUUCUAAUUAACUAUUAAAUUCCCUUGGGAAAAUCAAAAAAUUACUUUCCUAAAUUAACCUUCUAGUCAGAUUUCAUUUCAGAAAAAGUGCUACAUUUAAAUCGGAACAUUUCUGGUAGAAAAAUUGUUCACAGAUAAAAAAAAUAAACAUUAUUAUAAAUCCAAUGCAUUCCUUGCUCCAUUCAGAAUUUAAAAUCCCCUUUUGAAAACAUAUUAAAUGUUAUUAUAAAUACAUUUUGCUGCUUUAUACAUUUUUCAAAUAAAUAUUCAAACACUAGCCUAGCAAGAUUGAUAUCUAGGUGAUAAUUGGUUUCUAAAUUGACUUAUUUUUCUGGACAGUUGCUAUCAAUUGUGUAAUGAUCUGUUAUUUUCUCAAUCAACAUCCCCCUUAAAUUAAAUAGUUAAUUAACAUUUAUACAGGUAAAACAAUUAAAUAUUUAAAUCUUUAUUUAAAUUAUUAUUUUUGUAUUUGCUACAUUUAUUGUUAUUUUUAUUUACUUACAUUUUCAGCAAUAAUCCCAAAAUCAAUUACUCCAGAAAGGAUAAAAAUCAAUUUUGAUGUCGACAUAGAACUCUCAAAGGAUGAUUUGAAUGAUAUUAAUAAUAUAAAACACGUGGAAAAAUUUGGUUGGGACCCUCAAUUCAUUGCAUGAAGAGUUUAAAUUUUAAACUAAAUGUUUAAUAUUUGAAACAUUAUAUAAACAACAUUUAAUUCAGACAGUGAUGGACAAAUUGUUUUACAUAUUUUAAUUGCUAAUAGUAAUGAAUUAUUGUAUUUAAGUAUAAUUCAUUAUCAAUAUUUAAUUAUAAUCAAUUUUAGUUUAUAACAAGUAACCAACAUGGGUGUAGGAUGAGGGGGGAUUAUAGGGACUGAUAUCUUCCUCAAUAAGUGUUUUAGUCCCCCUAUUUUUUUUCAUUAGUUAUUAAAUAAGUAAAACUCAAAUUGAUAAUCUUAAUUUUAGUUAGUGAACAUAUUAUCAUCACAGUCCGCAGUUUAUGUCACAGACUAAUAUAACGGUAUCACUUUUGAAUUAAUGUAAGUAACAUGUAAAUAUCCAUAAAAAUAUAAACAUAUGUUUAUAUGUCCGCGAAAAUACCAUAAUCAUUGUUAUACGAUCUGUGCCAUAGAUUAUAUGCAGAAAACUAUAAUAUACUGCUCUGUUAAACAAAAGUGCUGUAACUUGAAAAAAUGAGUUACUUAUGGCAUUUGAUAGCUAUACCAAUUAUAUUUAUUUUCUGUAUAAAAAAAUCUAGAAAUUACAUUAAAUAGGUUUUAAAACACAAUUAUAGUUAGUUGAUAAUGCCAUAAGCAACUAAAAAAAAUAGUGGUACUAAGUAAGAACACUGUAUCUUACAUUUACUAGGCCUUAAAUAUUUGUAUACAUACGGCAUUUUUUUCUUUAUAUUUCCAUGUUCUUUUAAAAUUACUGCAUUAUUGCUUAGCAUUUUUCUAGAGUUCAACAUAUUUUUAAUUAUAAUCUGCAAAUAUUCACCAUCAAGUAGAAUAAUCUUUUAACCACCAUAAAACCUUAUGAUUUUAACGAUUUUGUUAAAGCUAUGGGAGUUGCAAACAAAUCUAGAGUAGAUUUGAAAAUAAUGAAUUAUUUCUAUUUUUAUUUAUGAAUAGAUAUAAUAAAUCACAAAAAUAAAAUAAGUAUGUAAUAAACUAAAAAACCACUUAUUAUUCAUAGAUGUCUUAUUUAUUUAUUUUGAACAAAAUGUAAUUUCGAAGAAGAAUAUUCAGAGCUUGAUUAUUAAAGAAAAAUUUUAUGAAAAUAUUCGGAAUAGUUACAUCUAAACCAUUAAAUGGACCUUGGACAUUCAUGUGGAAAAACGAAACGACAUUCUCACCAACAUAAAAUAACAAGUUCUAUCACAAAAUAGAAAACUGUUUUUGGGAAAAUAUACCUAUUUUUCACAAUAAUUUAAACUAAUUACUUUAUUUUUGAUAAUUUUAUUUGUAAAAAGCUGUUUUAUAAUAUAGUUGACAUAUUUUUAUUAAUAUAAAUUUAUUUACGGUGUUUUAUCUUAAAUACAUUUAUUUAUUUAAGAUUGCCAGUUUGUAUUUGAAUGUGGGUAAAUGUCAAUGCACGUCAUUUGCCUGGUGUCGUUCCUUAAUUAGCUGCACUUAUUCAAUAAACAAUAUGACUAUACCAUCAGUCAAAUACAAAAAGGACCUGGGUGUUCUCUUUUACUCAGACUUCAGUUACCAUUUUCACAUUCUAUCAAUAAGUUGCAAGCUCUACAAGACCUUGGGGGUUCAUAAAACAGAUAUUAUCACACUUCAAGCUCACCUCUCCAAUAAAUGUCCUUUAUUGCUUGCUAGUAUGGUCCCUGCUUGAGUACUGAUUAGUCCGGUGGGACCCCCACUUAGCUUCAGACUCUGCUAUGUACUAUAGAGCGAGUUCAAGCUUGUAUUUAAUUAAAAUAAAAUGUUGCAAAUCUUGAUAUUUCAAAUGUAUAGUUAUUUUCUGCCCUUCAGUUUGUUGUUGAUCGUCAUAUGUGUGUAUAUAUUAUCGACGUUUAGUAAU